UAUCCAAUUAUUACCUUUCUUUUGAAUAACAGGAUAGUAGUCGGUGGAAAGAAAAUGGAUGUCGUCGUAUGUGCGUGAUACAGAGAGACAGGACAGAAGCUUAUACAAUAGUUUUUAACAUUCCAGAUGUUUAUCUUCAUAAAGAUGGUGGAAGCAGUUAAGCAAUAACUAUAACACCAAAACAAAAAAAUAAUAGAUUUAAAUUUGGAAGGGAGGCUUAAAGAAAGAUCGACCUGAGCGAGAUGGGCCGGAAAAGGCAGCUUCAGUUGGGAUCUGCUCCCAAGAGAAGAACUGUGCUACAGUUAGAUGACAAUAGAGGUACUCGAUUAAGCAGCCCUGUUCCGAAUAAGCAAGGUAAUUCAUUGGGCUUAUUGAGCCACUAUGGAGAAGAUAGUGAAGAAGAGGAAGAAGGAUUAGCAGCAGCAAAACCUAAAACAGAAAUUGAUCUGAAAGUGGCUGACUUCCUUGCUGAGAUAGAGGCAUUGGACACUCCAAAUGGUAGCGGAUCAAACACACCUAAAGAAGAAGUGCAUGAAGAUGAAGCACCUGCUGUAACCGCGACAACAUCUUGGGAGGCCCCUGUAGCUCAGCCAUCUGCUGAAGAAAUAGGAGAGUGGCAGGAGCUUCUGGAUCCAAAUACAAACUGCAUGUAUUUUUGGAACACGGUAACUAACGAAGUAACAUGGGAGGUUCCACAGGCCCUUCAGGACAAAGUUGCCCCAGCUACUGCCAAAGCAACUGAUAAUGUGAACCAGUAUAAUGAAAAGGAGAUUCACCCCCCAGAGGUAGCAGCGGCUGUCACAGAAGUACCAGAAGUUGACACUGAAGAAGUUGAGGAAAUGCCCACUGCCUCAGCUUUUCCAUUAUUUGGGCCCAAGGCACCGAAAACAGAUAUUGAGGCAGAUUGCAGCAGUUCAUCGAGUACUUUCGACGAGGAAGUUAAUAAAAACAAAACUGAAUUUGUGGAUAAUUCUGAACCGUAUGGAAUGUUCGUGAAAGGCGAGACGUUGAUACAAGAGGAGAACCAGUACGAUAUAUUUGCAGACAAGUCACCUGUCAAGGAGAUGAAAAAGGAUGAUGAAGUUGAAACUGAUGAAGAGGAGGAUGAAGAGGAGGCCAUGGAGAGUGAUGAGAAGCAGGAGGAUUCAGUUGUUGAUGGGCAACCACUUGAAGAGUUUGAGAGGGAGGAUGAUGAAAGGGAUCCAGCAGUAGAAUUUGAUGAAGAUGACAUCGAUGCCCAGUUGGAACUGGCACUAGAACAGAAAAAGGCUGAAUUAAGAGACCUUGAUGGUAUUAAGGAAGAUCCGGUUUUAAGCGAUGCAGCAACAAGUCAGAAAAGAAAAUCUGAACAAACAACUGAAAGUAUAUAUAGUGAAAAUGGAGAGAUCAACCUGCUGCCAUUCAAGAAAAAACGAAUGGAAAUGUUGAGAGGACAAAAGCAGGCGUUGAUGGAAGAUAAAUCCACACAGUGUGAUGAUCAACUGGAACAGCAGUCCAUAGAGUAUAUGAAGGAAAAGACAAAGCAGAAAAAGAAAGAAGAAGCAGAUAUCAAAUGUGAGGUAGCAGCAAUUACAUCUGAUUUACGGAGCAAGCUUGGAUUUUUAGGGAUGUCAAGAAAAGACCUGAACAAAUUCCAUAUAUUGUUGAUUGAAAUGGAGACACGUGUGCAAGACUGGCGAGAUGGCAUUUUAGAUGGCAAGCAUUUAAUGAAAAAACUAGAAACUGCAAACUGGGAAUUAGAACUCUAUGAACGUGAAGCUGCACCACCUGAUUGGACAUGUGCGUGGGACAGAACGCACAAAAUGUAUUAUUACGUAAGCAACAGCACUGGUGAUUCCCAGUGGGAGUACCCACUUGAAGCGUUGGACCAACACAAGGUGAGCCUCGGCUCCACCGCCAAUGAUGCACAGUUCAUGAGCAAAGAUACAUUCAACCAGGCCUCAAGUGUCGGUGGCUACAACAUUGAUGACAAGCAGGGUGGUGGUCAAGUUACAGACACCGAAAAAGUUCCUGUUGAGAAAGCGAGUACAGAACAAAUUCCUUGUGAACCUCAGCCAAUCAUUGACAGAAAAAUUGACAUUCCCCCAGUCCCUGGGGAAAGCAUGUUUGUCCCUCCCUUACCAGAUGAACCACCACCACCUCCCCCAGAAGCUGAUUUACCACCACCUCCCCCUCCCAGUUCACCGCCACCACCUUUACCUCCUAGGCCUCCUCCAGAUUAUGACUCUGAUACCGAGCCGUUACCGCCAGGGGUAAGUCCACCACCAUCGCCACCGCGUGAAGACCCUGCUCCUCCGAUGCCGUCAGAACCUACUAUCCAGGAAGCUGACUCUACAUCGAUUGUAUCGAAACCUUUGGUGAGGUAUGUGAACCCGGUGACUGUUGUAAAUCCAGCGGUGAUUAUGGCCCCUAGCUACGCGUCUGUACCGGUGCAACCAGCAGUGUAUGCCCAACCAACCGUCGCCCAGCAGCCACCAGUGCCCAAACCGAAAGAACCUGUUCCUACAAAGACAAAAACAAAGAAGCCAAAAAAGGUUAAGAAAGCUCUUGCAAACAAAAAGCUUUCAAUGAAUUUAGUAGAGAAAUGGAAACAAAUUAAAGAAGAACAAGAGAAAGAGGAAGAAGUGGUUGAAUCAGAUGAAGAAGACAUGGAGACAAUGACACAAAGGAGGAUAGAGGAAUGGAAGGAAAGCCAAUUAAUGACAGGAAAAGCUUCGUACAAUGCAAAUUUCGAGAUGAUAAAAGGAGACUGGAGAGAGAGACUAAAGAGGAAGAAUAAUAAAUCAUAACACUUGUUUUGUCACUCGCGAGAAAUAUCAUCCGUUCAAAUUCAAACAGCUCCCCAUGCCUAGAUACUAUGAAAUGCCAUCAGUAGUGUCAUGCUCUAGAUAUAAUCAUUAAUUGAGCAGUCUCAAGAAUAUAUGGCUCAAUUUGCCAUAACGUAUAUAUUGAACAUACUUGAGUGAAACUUGGAUCCACCUUACCCACAAAAUCUAAUCUACCCCUUAGGCCAGUGUAUGAUUUGACAGAAACUUCUAAUGUAUAAUCUAUGUUGGUAGAAUUUGUUCCUUUAUGAGAUUAUUUUGAAUAGAUCAUGGUUAAUAAUGCGAUGAGAAUCAAAUUGAACGUGAUCCUGAUUUCCAUAGUGCCACCAGGGUUUGUUGAGUUAAGCAUUUUUAUGUCAAACCUAUUUAUACAGUAAUUGCCUUUAGUUUCAAUUUUUUGUUCCAAGCUCAUAGUGCUUGUUAUUUGAAAAUGGUAGGUGACCUAAAAAACCACACUAUAUUUGUUUGGGAAAGUAUAAAUAAUAUUAUUUAUGAUGCACUCAUCACGGGUGAAAUGAAGCUCAAAGCCAAUUUAUAAACCAAAUUACAGAAAACAAAGCCACAGUAUUUGGGUGUGUUAACAAGGUUGAAGGUGUGUGAUAUUAAAAGCCAUUGUUCUCUAUGUUUCACACCCCAGCAAAGGAGCUUAGGUGUGUGAUGGUGUAGGAGUGCUCAGAUCCCAAGCACUGUAUGUAAUAAUCAUGAGGCACCCAAGGAUGGAUCCAGAGAUAUCUGACCGGGGGAGGGUGUGCACCCUAAUCAAGAGACAACACCAUCCUUGGUGUUUGUUUUCUAGAUGCCUGUAAAUAACCUCAGAGGCGUUUUUUGUUUUUACUUUCCAAAAAGGGCCCUUCCUUCCCACCCCAUCACCCCCUUCACCAAUCUUCCCCUCAAAACUUCGACAAAGUCACAAGAAAAUCAAUCUAUCUAUAUUUUUUUCAUUAAUAUUAUCUUAGCUAUUAUCUGAAGAAAUAAUUAUGUAAUAAUGAAUUUGACAAUUUUUUAUAUCGUUUUUGUGCAUUAUACUUAAACAGUGAUGUCUGCACAAGUAAAUUUUUGUCCAGCGUGUGCACCCAACCUAAUUUUAUAUUUCUACAAUAUUGCUUUUCAGUUGUUCUAAUAUGUUACCGAAUCCUCAGUAUUGUUGAAGGAAGGCUAUUAGCCUAUUAAGUUAAAUACCUUUCCAUAGCUUAGUAAUAAUAAAUAUCAUUGGCUAGGUUUUGUGGAAGCUUGUUGCUUAAUAUAGCUGUAUGUCUCGGUAAGAUUCUUAUCAAAAUAAGUCGGAGUGCGAAUGAGGUUUUAGGUACAGUAACUAUAUUUUUGCCAUAAGGUUACAAUCAGUGCUUUGUUCUGUAGUAGUUACUGAAUGAACAUAACCAACAUAUUGCUUGGGAAAGUUAUGGGGAGGGUCCUAUAAUCAGAAUGGUAGAAGAGAGAGGUCUACAAACUGAUAAAUAAUAGUGUGGGUGGGGGGGGGGUGUUUGUGUGUGUAUUGGGUUGUUGGAGUCCUCUAUACCAGUGAAUAUUAGGAGGGAUACCUAGAAACAUGUGAAUAAUAGGCAGGGGGUUUUUGGAAGGGGAAGGGGCAGGUUGCAGAGGGUGUGGAUGCAAUUUAAAAUGGUUCACUUUUUAAAACCUAUUUAUUUUACUAAAAUCGUCCCUUUACUGUAAAGGUGUAUGCAUUUCAUUUGACAGCUCUUCUAAUUGUUGAUUUUUAAUACUGUAACUGUGGAAUAUAGUUAGAGUAUGUUUUAUACUUUCUUAUCUGACGUUAAUCGGUGAACCUUCCAGUUUGUGGUACGAAAUUUGUUGGAAAUUGAUAUAAGCUUUGUUAAUUGCAGGUUAUAAUUAGGCCUACAAUAAACACAUUACUUUAUCAGGUCUGUAACAACACCCAAAUGAAUAGAAAUUUAAAUAGAGUUUUCAUGAAAAAUUAGAAAUCAAAUGGGUCCUCAAAAAGCUACUUUUCUUAUGAAGUAGCAAAAAAUAGAAUCGAUUCAUAUAAACAGGUAUAUACUAGUGGAGCAUAAUGGGAAAGAUACCUGCUAUGUAUUUUAAUUCAGUAAAUACAGUAAUAGGGGAUUUCUGAAAACAGAAGAAUAAUGGGAGACCCAAAGCACAGGAAAGUAGGACACUUUAGGGUUACUAAUAUGGAAUAAAUGUUUAAUUUUAAGCUGCCUGGCAUAAUAGAAAAAAGUUGUAAGCAUAUACUAUUGCAGUAUUAAACUGUUCAAAAAGGAGGUUUGGCCGAAACCUUCAAAUCCCACUGGCUGGGGCCUGGCUUACACACAUAAGAAAUUCCCUAAAAUUUGACCUUGGCUUCCAUUUUUCACUGCGUGGGAAUCAUAAUUUUGUAUAAUUAUGUUGGCAUCCAACCUUCUACUAGAUUUGUUUACAUACAGUAGGCCUAUUCAUGUUUAUGUUUAUUUUUGUUAUGAUACAAGUAACGACAUAGCCCUAAUUAACAAUGUACUUGUAUUGAUUGACAUUGCAAAUUAACGAUUUGUAGACAGGAUAGCAACAGUGCGGAAAACAUUUUACAGUACAGUACUUCCAAAAUAUGUGCGCUCUGAAAGAAAAUGGGGUUAGUUGAGGGGCGCUAGUUGGCAAAGUAAUGUGAUACAGGGGCUGAUCCAGUCAACAGUCUAACAAUAGGUACAGUAAGUGAGUAGCACAUAACACUGAUUUGCAUUGAGAAUUGGAAAAAAAAAAAAAAAAAAGUAAAUAAAUGGAUCCGCCCUGUGAUAUGUUGUUAUUUUCAACUACUUGAUAUGUACGGUAUUGUUUUUUUUGGGUUUUUUUUUUCUGCCUUGCAAAUUUUUAUGAGAAAGACUUUUGAAAUGCAAAAGCUUUCCCGUGGAUACAUAGGCUACAUAUGCAACACAUUGUGGAUGUGACUGUUAAAUCUAGUGUAUAGAAACAUCCUUUACAAGUAAAGAGCUAACAUUUAUUUUACAUUAUUGUAUCAAGCUGUUCAGGUUUAGUCUAAAGAUUUCUAUGAAAUAAACAUUUCAUAUUGAAUACAAAA
This is a messenger RNA of Anneissia japonica, 5853 nucleotides long. Its product is annotated as formin-binding protein 4-like. The transcript is spliced from 15 exons. Lineage: Eukaryota; Metazoa; Echinodermata; Crinoidea; Comatulida; Comatulidae. Gene Ontology annotation, molecular function: protein binding. The record is from RefSeq and is a predicted model, not a curated record. Bases 243 to 2789 code for a protein of 848 amino acids.